AUGGCGCUUCCAGCGAUCUCGUGGCCGCUCAUCUCCCUCCUCCUCGCCGUGACGCCAGCCCAUAGCACCUGUGAGGAGAGCGUGCGCAUCGCGGGCGCAGGCGGCUUGCUGCAAUGCUACCCGGCGCCGGCGCUCAGCAACGCCACGAACGGCACGGCGUUUCGUGCCACCCUGCUCCCGCUCCUCCGCUCUCUCCCCUCCGCCGCCGCGCCCACGGGCUUCGCCUCCCUACGGUCCGUCACUCGCGGGGAGCGCGCGUUCGCGCGGGGGCUCUGCCUCGGCAACUCCACGGUGCCGUCCGAGUGCGCCCGGUGCCUGUCCGCCGCGGCUGGGAACCUCACCGCCGGCUGCGGCUCCACCAGCCGGCGCGCCGGCUUCUGGAGCGACCGGUGCUUCCUCGCCUACGCCGACACCAACACAUCCUCGCCUAGCGAGGACGCCUUCCGCGCUCUCGUCCUCCUCGACGCCGUCCCUGCCUCUAAGGUCAACACCAAAUCCUUCUACUACGUCCACCUGCACGAUGAGCUGGUCGCCAUGGCGCAGCAGGUGGCGCGGCGCGCGGCCGCGAACAUCUCCGGGCCGCGGAUGCUGGCCACAGCGGAGGAGAGCAACUCCGAGAGCGCGGUGAGCAGAACAGUGCACGUUCUGGCGCAGUGCGGGAGGGACCGCACGGCGGCGGGCUGCGUCCGGUGCCUGCAAAACUCGGUGCACGCCGUGGACUGGGACCUCAACGCUGCCCGCGUCGACGGUGGCGUGGCGGCCGCGGUGGUGGGCUUCAACUGCUACAUGCGGUUUGAGGUCUCCACUGCAGCGUGUGGCGACACUAUCUGGGGCGGUCUCAACGAGAGAAACUAA
Messenger RNA from Triticum turgidum subsp. durum (durum wheat), 855 nucleotides. The record is from the annotation of a GenBank genome assembly. Lineage: Eukaryota; Viridiplantae; Streptophyta; Magnoliopsida; Poales; Poaceae.